AUGAAUAUUCUGCUUAUAGUGAGUUUCAUAACUACAGUAAUUCUGAAAUUCACAAUCGUAAUUUUCAGAUUCUAUCGAUUGCACCUUCAAUAGUAUCAGCAGCCAAUGAAAUAAAACUCGAACCAAAUGUAUUUAGGGUUAGUUCGGUCUCCUUAUACCAUGCAAAUUUUUAAAACAAUAAAUUUCAGGCCGACACUUGUUAAUCUAGCUGGAACCUACCAACCUGUUAACAUGUGAGUUGGGAGGAAGUUGGGAAAUUUGAUUUAGGUUCAGAACCUCACCAAUCCAAAGUUUUGUUUUUGAAACACUUUGAAAAUCAUAAAAAGCUUUGCCAAGUUUAUAGAGAAUUUUGGAUACAUCUGGAUAACAAAGUUCUCCAAAUUUGAAAACAAACAUUUUUGUGAACCUAUCAAUAUUUUUUCCAGUGAAUAUGGAUUUCCAUCUCUCGCAUCAUUUUCAUAUAUUAAUGAACAAAUGGACAAUGAAUUCAGUCACAUCAAUUUCGAAUUUGUUCCCAUUGAAUACUGUCAAUUUGUUCGUAUUUGUAUCGCCAAAGCAAUUUCCUACACAAAAAAGUUGAAACAUAAGAUCACCGAAGAUCAAUGCGAGGAUUAUAUCACUUACAUUCCAACCACCGGUGCCAUCAAAAUUAAAUGUAAUCAAUCUAAUAAAUUUUGAAAAAUAUUAACAGGUUUUUUUCAGAUGAUAAAAUCAAUGUAGAAGGAUAUACGAGUUCUUUGAAUAUGACUGGAACAACAAAUGGUCGUCGUGUGUUUUACUGGAAAAAUAUAUUCUACAAUGAGAACUCAUUUAGAGAUAACAAAUUUAUGCAUCAAGAUCUUGACUUCAAGAAUAAAAUGUUUCUUGUUUUCACGAAUAGUCGACAAUGUCAUCCGAUUAUUAUGAUUGAUGGAACUAUUUCGAAUAUGGAAAUUUAUGGAACCAAGUUAGUUUUAUCAAUUACGAUUCUGAUAAGAACAAAAAAAAACAAGCAAUAUUUUUCAGAUCUAUUUCGGAUUCACUUCCAUCUGAAUUUGAAUAUCUUCAAAUCGGAAAAACAAAUCCAACACUUUACACGGCCACUGACGUCACCGGAGUUGAACGAAGUGUCGACUAUUUUCCAGUUUUGAAAUCAUUAACUGAAGCAAAAGAUGGAAUUGGACAAUUGAAAUUCAAGUGUAAAAUGGCGGGUGGUGGAAUAACUAAAAACAUCAUUUCAAAAACCUCAGUUAUCGAAGUUGUCAAAAAAGUCAACACCAACGCAAAUAAUGCAAAUGAGGCGAAAGUAUUGAUUGAAUUAGAAGAUUGUCAUUGGAUGCGUAUUUGGUUUUCUAAAGAUAGUGCCACAUGGUCUGAUUAUGCAACAACUUUUUUGCCGAAACAUUCGAUUGAUUUUUUGUUGAGUGAAGGACUUGUUUUUCUUCCAGAUAGAGGUUUGUGGUACAGCUUACAAGAAUUUAGAGGAGUUAUCAGAAGAAUAAUUUAUGUUUUUGACUUCGAAUUUAAUUUUUUUCAAAAAAAAAUCGAAAAAGUUUUCAAUUUUUCAAAAAAAAAAUUGAAAAAUUUCUUUUUUUUUCAGAAAAUGCUGUGAGAAUUCCAAUGUCAGUCAAUGAUAUUUCUCAUCUAACUUUGAAAUAUCACCCUAAAAAUCAAAUAAUCGAGAUUCUUUUUGGACACUCAAAUGAUUUUCAAUAUCCAAUCACUUUCAAGAGCGAUAUUAUGAAAGAGGGCACUUUCAAAAUAUUUAUGAUUCGUUCACCAAAAUGUGAUGCAGUUUUUGGUUCGAAUUCUCGUGGAAUUCUUGCUCAUGGUAGCGAUUCUAGAAAGAAUGAGUUCUUAUUCACCAAUUUGCAAAGCAUAUUCGAUUGA
Messenger RNA from Caenorhabditis angaria, 1869 nucleotides. The record is from the annotation of a GenBank genome assembly. Lineage: Eukaryota; Metazoa; Nematoda; Chromadorea; Rhabditida; Rhabditidae.